AGAGCGCUUCAGCUUCAGUCUUCACUGUUCCUGCAGGUAAACGUGGAGGUUUUCAAUACAAUUCAAAGAGUUUUUGAUUCGCUGUAGACUGUUAACCCAUCACCAAUGGAAAGGCUAAUUCAGUUACUGCUUUUCUCAGGAUUCUGGACGUUCACACAGAGCAACUCAAAUAAAUUUAUUCUCAUCCAGGAGAAUAAGACCUGGGCUGGUGCACAAGCUUACUGCAAAAAGUAUCACAUUGACUUGGCCACAAUUGUAAGAACUGACGACCAAACAAGUGUACGAGAAGCGGUUAGCGCUGCGCUGCCUCCAUUGGCCUGGACUGGACUGUACAGAAACACUAACACUUGGGGGUGGACUUAUCAGUUAAGGAAUGUCCUAUUAUCAUUCUGGAAGCCUGGACAGCCAGACAACUCUGAUGGAAAAUCGGAUUGUGGUGUCAUCAGUGCCAGUGGAUGGGAUGAUAUUGAAUGCCUUCAAAUGUUACCAUUUUUUUGCAUCAAUUUGAACACAGCAGACCGGUUUGUUUUUAUCCCUCAAAACAAGUCAUGGAGUGAUGCUAAGGCUUACUGCACAAAGUUUCACACAGAACUGGCCAUGAUUUUGAGUAAAACUGAAAAUGACCUGCUGGUGAAUAUGACGGUAGGAUAUGACAAAGCAUGGAUUGGUCUGUUUAAGGACUCUUUUAGGUGGUCAGAUAAUACAAUUAACAUGUUCCCCAUAAACUGGAGUCCUGGACAACCUAACAUGACUGGCCCAUACCGACUUUGUAUCGCUACAACUAUUGAUGGAUAUGAUGAUCGAUUCUGCACAGAGACCCUUCCAUUUUUCUGCUUUCGUCAUACAAAGAAUAAGAUCAUGAGAGUGGAGUUGAAAUCGAGUCAGAAUCCAAAUGAUCCUGCGGUGAUGGAGAACAUCUUACAGUUGAUAAAGCAGAAACUGAAGGAUCGUGGGAUAGGGAAUGACACAACAUUGACAUGGAGAGUUCAGCCAGAUGGAAAUGUUUUCACAUCAAAAAAUGAAAGUGAAGUGAACCAAACACACUGUUCAGACUCUUUCUUUUAAAUAUAACAGGUACCAUAUCUGACGAUAUUAAAGACUGUUAUUUAUUUAAAUCAAAUCUCUCUAAAAAAUUAUAUUAAUAGAACUUUUACUUCAGUUAAAAUUUUUAGUUUUACUUCAUUUUAUAUUUUAAUUAAUCAAAUUAAUCUUGCAUAAUCUAAGGCAUUUCAAAAAUUAAUUGAACAAAAUGUGUCUUAUGCUGCGUGCACACCGUCAGUUUCUUCCGCUGACAGAUUGACAACUGUGCAACUGUGAACAUUGGCAAAAGGAAGUGGGCGUGUCUAUCUACUUGACCAAAUCAAGAACUGUUCAACUUUUUGCAAAUGACAUUAGGAGCGACUUCCAAUGAGAGUGAAGCAGUGGAGUUCACGUCAUCCAUCUUUCGUCAGUUACUGAGAGGAUGUUAACCUGUUUGUUUAUUCUAGGACAAAUUGAAUUGGGAACGCCGUCUGGCCUUAUUGAAAGAGACGAGUGACACACAGCAUUAGAUGUCAGUUUUUGUUUUUAUUAUUGUUUUUAUUUUAAAUCCUUUCACAGCAAUCUUUUUUUUUUUUGCAGUAAACUUUGCAAGAGUUGCGUUUGCGGUCUGUAUUUGUAUUGUCCCUUUAUAUAUACACAUAAAUCCAAAUCCACUUUAUUUAUAUAGCACAUUUUAUAAACACAAAGUUUCCAAAGUGCUGCACAAAAGAAUCAUAACAUACGAAACAAUUUAUAAAUAUAAAAUACAGAAGAUAAAAAUAAUAAAUACCACUAAAAGGACCACACGACUCAAGCGCAGUUAAAAGCGAGUCUUUAGACGAGAAUGUAGGAGCAGUUCGGACAUGGAGGGGCAGAGCAUUCCAUAGUUUAGGUCCUAUGACUGAAAAAGCCCUGUCCCCCCCGAGUUUUAAGUCUUGUCUUAGGGACUACAAGCUGUAGCUGGCCUUCUGACCUCAGUGUCCGCGCUGGCGUAUAAAUUUGAAUGAGGUCCGAAAUAUAAGUUGGGGCAAGUCCAUGUAUAGCUUUAAAAACAAACAAUAAAAUCUUAAAAUCAAUUCUAAAAUAAACAGGAAGCCAGUGCAAUGAGGCAAGGAUUGGAGUUAUAUGGGUGCGCUUUUUAGUUCCUGUUAAAAGACGUGCUGCAGAAUUUUGGACUAACUGUAAGCGUGAAAGUGCGUUUUGAUUUAUACCAGUAUAAAUUGCAUUACAGUAGUCUAAACGAGAAGAAAUAAAAGCAUGAGUAACUUGUUCAAAAUUGUUAAAAGACAAAAGCGGUUUAACUUUGGCUAAAAUGCAAAGAUGAUAAAAACUAGAUUUCACUACUGCAUUUAUUUGUUUGUUUAGUUUAAAAUCACUGUCUAUUUUAACCCCAAGGUUAGUUACAACAGGAUGCACUAAAAUCAUUUAGGGAGCCCAAAUCUAUCAUGGGGUUAGUGGGGCCAAACUGCAUAAUCUCUGUUUUACUCUCAUUUAGUUUUUAAAAAAUUUGGGCCAACCAUGCUUUGACAUCAUUCAAGAAUGGGUGUCAGGGGGCUGCCUUCAUGCUUUCUGAUUGGUAUGUAAAUUUGACAGUCAUCAGCAUAUAAAUGAUAGGAGAUUCCAUGCUUUUUAAAAAUCAUUUCAAGUGGAAGAAGGUACAAUGAAAAAAGAAUUGGACCGAGAAUUGAUCCCUGGGGAACCCCACAAUUUAAAGGUGCAGUUGAUGACGUAUAGUCCCCCAUUUUAACAAAAAAGCAUCUCCCUGAAAGAUAAGACUGAAACCACUUUAGGGCAGUCCCCCUGACCCCCACACAGUUUUCCAAACGUGAUAAAAGAAUUUUAUGGUCAACUGUGUCAAAAGCAGCAGUGAGAUCUAAAAGCACUAAAAUGGCUGAAUCACCAGAAUCUGUCAUUAAAAACAGGUCAUUAAAAACCUUUAAAAGUGCAGACUCAGUGCUAUGAUAUACUUUAAAACCUGACUGGAAAAUAUCUAGGAUGCCAUGUAAAUCCAGAAAAGACUGUAACUGCAAUAAUACAAAUUUUUCCAAAAUUUUCGAUAAAAAAUGAAGCUUUGAAAUAGGACGAAAAUUUGAAACAUUUGUUGAGUCAAGUCCAGCUUUCUUAAUUAGUGGCUCAAUCACAGCUUUUUUACAAAAAGCAGGCACAACUCCGGAAGACAGGCUACUAUUUAUAAUCUCCUCAACAUGAGAGCCAAUCGUUUCCCAUACAUCCUUAAAAAAGUGUGGAGGGACAGGGUCUGUAGAGGAUGUAGAGGGUUUAAUUUGAUUGAUAAUCUUUGUAAGAGAUAACAAUGAAACUGGCUGAAACUGACAAAGAAUUGCGGAACAUUGCAUGUUUAAUGAUAAGAGGCAAUAUAUUGUCUCUAAUAUUCAAAACGUUACUGUUAAAAAAGGCCAAAAAAUUGAAGAUUCAGUAGAAAUGGAAUGUGGAGGGUUCAACACAGACCCAAUAGUUUUAAAAAGAACACGUGGAUUUUUUACAUUUUGAGAAACUAUUUCUGUAAAAUAUUGUUAUUUGUUGUAAAACAAAAUCAAACAUUACAGGACAGUGAUCCGAAAAAAUAGCAUCAGACACUAAUACAUUAUUAAUAGGCAACCCAUAGGACAAUACAAGAUCCAAUAAAUGGCCAUGUAUUUGUGUAUCUUGCAACAUGUUGAAUUAAAUUAAAACCAUCAAUCAAAUCUAAAAACUCUUUCGCCAUAGCUUUUGAAGGGCAACAGACGUGCACAUUAAAGUCACCGACAAUUAAAAUCUUAUCAUAAUUUGUCCGUAUAACAGCAAUAAAAUUAGAAAUUCCUUAUUAGGCUUUGGUGGCCGAUAUAUCACAACGCACAGAACCGGAUUUUGCGCAUCCAGUUCAAAACAGCUUAGCAGGUUUUAGUUGGGGUGUGAUGCUUGUAGUAGCAGCAAGGGCUGCAUGCAUUGACUGUAAAGUCUGUAAUAUAAUGCUAUACAUUUAACAAAUUAUAUAAAAUGUUUAUUAUGGAAUUUACUUACACAUUUCAUUCUAUUGUAAUUUGGUUUAGUAUGUUUCAUAUUUAUCCAUAUCAAAUAUAUACUGUUGUAACUUCAA
Molecule: messenger RNA, 4114 nt
Organism: Misgurnus anguillicaudatus (oriental weatherfish)
Lineage: Eukaryota; Metazoa; Chordata; Actinopteri; Cypriniformes; Cobitidae
Product: C-type mannose receptor 2-like
Source: RefSeq, a predicted model, not a curated record